AUGGCCCUGCCCUCGUCGAUCCUCUCGCUCUCGCCAAAGAAGACAAGAGCAGCACGAGCUGCUGUUGCCUGUGCAUGGCUGCACCUGUUGCUCUUGGCGUUGGUGCCGGUGCUGACAUGUGGUGUGCGGGCGCAAGGAAGCGUCACCCCCAAGGUUGACACAGCAAUACCGACGCCACCAAGGCACCCUUUUGCUGAGACUAAUGUACUGUGCUUGCCGGAGUCCCUGAAUCCGGAUUCGAUCGCAUCAUCUGCUGCGUCAAUCUUGCACGUUGGCUGUUCUGCGCACAGCACGCUGUGCCGCGAGGCCAAGGCUGAGCUGCGGCAACUGCUGCAACUCGUUCACGGUGCACCCCACGUUCACAACACGACUGACGUCGACGACAAGAGCGACAACAGGACGGGCGACGGGGCGUCUGACCCACCCCAACCGCAAGCAACUGCCACCGCGCUGCAACGUGCACUCACCUUCUUCUGUGACAGCGGCAGUGGAGGAGUUGACUCAGAUGAGCUUCAUCCUGUCAAGGAACAGCAAGCGCACCAAGCAACGCCACUUGCUGCAGACGUGCCAACGCCAAGAACGCCAAGCAACGGUGACUUCUUCGGUGAAUCCGCAGCAGAUCCUCCGCUGUCACGACCACCACCUGGCGUCCAGAAACACCAGCGAUCAGCUGCUCCGCGUGGACAGUCGCGGUCCAGGACCCGCCGGAACGAGAUCAACUUCGAUGCAGCGCACGCCGUGUGCACGUUGUCCAGUCUGCUUUUCCUCAACUGCACCUCGCCUCCCACUGCUGUUCCCACGAGUACGUUGGAAGUGAUUGUGGAUGCUGAUGAAGAGCUGGGCGCCCUCACCACGCAGCCUGACCCCGACUUCAACACCACCAUCGCCGCAGAAUACGUGCGGCAACAGACGGCAGCCUGGGAGCCACAGCGCCUUUUUGUCAGUGGGGCGGUGUACUUGGAGGAUUUGGUGUGGCUGCUCAACAGCGGCACGUGGGACAUCAUGGCCAACCUCAGGCUUACAGGGCUUCACAGGCCCACACUGUGUCUCAACAUCUUCAACCCUUUGGCACGCGUUCGCGACAUUCGCAUCUCGGACGGCCAUGUCAUUCGUCUCGCGCAACGCUGCAGCGACGAUGAGCCAACAUUCCAACCACUUCUUAAACAGCUUCGGGUGCACCGAAUGGGCAUCCGUGAGAUUGAAGACGGCACAUUCCGCGAUCUGGGUGCCUUGAACACAGUCGACUUGCAAGGCAACCAGCUGACCACGCUCACGGCUAGCACUCUGCUUGGGCUGAGGCACGUGGAUACCCUCACGCUGCGCGACAACCACAUCGGUGUCAUUGAGGACGGUGCGUUUGCUGGUAUGACCCAGCUGAGAAUCCUGAACUUGAUUGAGAAUGAUCUGACCAAACUGGCGGAGCAAACAUUCUCGCCGCUGAGCACGCUGCAUUCGUUGCACCUGGGCAGCAACCCAAUCGACACCUUGCCGCCACGUGUGUUUUCAUCCCAGACGCGGCUAAAGAUUCUUGCGAUGAACAACUGCAACCUUCAACGCCUGCCGCCCGCCUUGUUCCAGAACACAACGGUGCUGAGAGAGGUGCGCUUCGACAACAAUCAGCUCAGUCAGGUUCCAAACAGCCUCUUCCAUCCGCUGCGGCAGCUGGCGAGAUUGGAGCUGAACCACAACCGCCUGGCGCGCGUUGACGCCCUUUGGGCGGGAACACUUGAGACGCUGCUGCGGCUUCAGCUGGACAGCAAUGCUCUUACGGUCAUUGACCCGUCACUCGUGCCAUCUGCACCGAGGUUGACCAUUUUAAGCCUCCACCACAACGCGUUGGAUUCAUCCGUCCUGCUCUCGCUGCGCGACCAUGCGCAGCUGACCAGUGUCGUUGUGAGCUUCAACCGCAUCACCACUAUACCUGCAGGCGCGUUGCGCAACAUGACGCGGCUGGUGCACCUGUCGCUGACCGACAACUUCCUCACUGCGUUUCCGCCUCGAGAGCUGCCGUCCCUUCUGUCCCUUCACCUCAGGAACAAUCCCCUCACAGCCCAGCCAGAUGUGUCUGGGUAUCCACAGCUUGACGAAGUGGCACUCACCAACCACCGCAUUCCACAUCUGGAUGUGACGCCGCUCUUGCGGCUGACGCUGCUGCACAGGCUGGAGAUUGCGGCGGCCAGCGACGUACCCUUCGCUUCAGUUGCGUUGAGUGAUUUGGGCAGUCUGCCGGGCUUGAAGCAGCUCGUCGCUGUGGACAUGAGGAACAUGGACGUGACGCCUUUGCUCGGCCUGGUGCAGACUGCUACUGCAGGCACACUUGCGUUUCGCGAGCUUUCCCUUGGCUGGAGUGGCAUGGACGAAGUCUCCUUUCCCUUGGAGGACAUUUGCGCCCUCCUUCACGACAAUGUCAUCCGCUUUGAGCUGUCCAACACGGCAUUCACGCACGUGCGCCUGUGCGAUGGCGUGGCCUACGACGCCGUCUUCCUCCAAGACAACCUGCAGCUGCAGAGCGUGAGCAGUGUCGGCGGUGUGCAGCAGCUCAACGUGUCCGGGUGUCCACAUCUGCAGCAGCUGCAGGUGCCGUCAGCAGAGGUGCUGGACAUCAGUGGCACACGGGUGCCGCUGUUCCGUGGACUGUGCACGUCGCUUGGAACACGCACGGUUGUUGCACGCAACUGGCAGACUGGGGACUUGACAAACACAGCACGCUUGCGGCAGCUGCUAUCCCAGUGCUUGGCGUUUGGGGGUGUGGAUGUGCUGGACCUGAGCGACAAUGCGCAGCUCAAUCGACCCAGCGUCGUGAACAGUGUGCUGUCGGAGGUCGUUGUGUUGGGAGCAGAAGGCCUACACUUGACUCACGACUUUGCAUUUGUUCCUGGGCGACCGAGCAUUGGGCUUCUGCAGUUGGCCGACAACCCCAUCACGUGCCAGCUGCAGUUUGUCAAUGUGCAAACACGCAUUGCGCUCCAAAUCCGCCAUUUCCGGUCCCAAGAGCUGGGCUACUUCUACACGUGCCAGUGUGCGCAAGGGUACGAGCAUCGCGGUGGCCACUGUCGUGUGAUCGAGCGUGACAACACAGCAGCGGUGCUGGGCACGCUGGCGGGCUUGUUGGCGUUCCAGGGCAUCCUGUUCGCCGCGUACCGCACAUACACACGACAGCGACGCCUGCAGGCGGACAACGCGCUGAAGGAGCAGCUGCUGGUGGAGCGAGACGCGGAGGUGAUGGCACUGAAGAAGGUGUGGGAGAUCGAGUACGAUGAGCUGAGGAUGAUCAAACGGGUUGCUGCGGGUGCGUUUGGCGUGGUAUUCAAGGCACAAUGGGACACGGUGACGGUGGCAGUGAAGGUGCUGCAGCAAGGGGUGAUGAUGUUUGACGAGAGCACGGUGGUUGAGUUUGAGAAGGAGGUGGAGUUCUUGCAGCGGACACGGCAUCCACACGUGGUGCGGUUCUUUGGGGCGGGCACCGAUCCCAACGGCAGCCCAUUCCUUGUGCUGGAGUUUGUGGCGAUGGGGUCGCUCAAGGACUUGUUGGGCAAGGACAUGGCGCGGGUAUUGCAGGAGGUUGCAGAGAGGAACAAUGAUGAUGAUGCUGAAGGAGAAGAGAGGGAGGAGAAGGCAGAAGGGAUGGCGGGGGUGUGGGAGCUGAAGCUGCGGCUGUUGCGCGAUGUUGCGAGUGGGAUGGCCUUUAUCCACAGUUUGGAUCAAGUGCACAGGGAUCUGAAGAGCGGCAAUGUGCUGGUGUCAUCGCGACUGCGUGCCAAGAUCACGGAUUUCGGAUCCAUUCGCCAGUGCCUCGCGG
This is a messenger RNA of Salpingoeca rosetta, 3799 nucleotides long. Its product is annotated as TKL protein kinase. Gene Ontology annotation, molecular function: ATP binding; protein kinase activity; protein binding. Lineage: Eukaryota; Choanoflagellata; Craspedida; Salpingoecidae. Gene Ontology annotation, biological process: protein phosphorylation. The record is from RefSeq and is a predicted model, not a curated record. The annotation marks the transcript as partial. The transcript has 2 exons.